Xyrauchen texanus (razorback sucker) is the source of this 6027-nucleotide messenger RNA. Its product is annotated as polypeptide N-acetylgalactosaminyltransferase 11-like. The transcript has 12 exons. Gene Ontology annotation, molecular function: Notch binding. Gene Ontology annotation, biological process: regulation of Notch signaling pathway. Lineage: Eukaryota; Metazoa; Chordata; Actinopteri; Cypriniformes; Catostomidae. Gene Ontology annotation, cellular component: Golgi apparatus. The record is from RefSeq and is a predicted model, not a curated record. Bases 273 to 2009 code for a protein of 578 amino acids.
UCUGAUAGGGGGCUUCAUUGGAUAUUGCGCUGCGUACUUGAUACACGCUUUGAAAUCACAGUCGUGUUACACAUCACUAGGCAGCAUGGUGUGGAGUAGGCGGCAGUAGAGAGGCGCAGCGGCGGUGUUUGUUGUCGUUGUUAUCAGCGAGUGACAGUGACGGGCAACGCAUAGCCGCACACUGAGGGCAGAGCAGCGCAGAAAUGGAGCUGUGAAACACGUCUGCAUCAGCGAGGGCCUGAUAAUGGCCAGUCGAGGAUGCUAGCGUUACCAUGGGCAGCGUCACUCUGCGCUACUUUUGUUAUGGAUGUCUCUUUACCUCUGUGACCUGGUCAAUUCUUCUCUUCCUGUACUUCAACCUCAGUCAGGAUGCCCACGUGUCCUUUAGAAAUGUGCCCAUCAAGGGGCAGCACCGAUUCCAGCCUCGCUUCACCCACAGUCCGGUGGUCCAGCUGAGAGACGAUGGUCAGGCCCGCAGAGGUCAUGCUGCCAAACCAGACCUUUCUCCAGAGCUGGGAAUGAUUUUUAACAAGCAGGAUCAAGAGGUACGAGACGAGGGCUAUCACAGUCACGCCUUCAACGUGCUCAUCAGUAACCGCCUCGGAUACCACAGAGACGUCCCUGACACCAGGAAUGACAAGUGCGGAGACCGGAGAUAUCCUAUGGCCUUGCCCUCGGCCAGCGUGGUCAUCUGCUUCUUCAAUGAGGCGUUCUCUGCGCUCCUGAGGACCGUUCACAGCGUGCUGGAUCGCACACCAAACUACCUGCUCCACGAGAUCAUACUGGUGGAUGAUCACAGUGAACUGGAUGAUCUGAAGGAAGAUCUGGAUGUUUACAUUCAGCAGCACCUGCAGAAGAAGGUGAAGCUGGUUCGUAAUGAGAAGAGGGAGGGGCUGAUCCGCGGGAGAAUGAUCGGCGCAUCUCACGCUACAGGUGAGGUGUUGGUGUUUUUGGACAGUCACUGUGAGGUGAACGAGGUGUGGCUCCAGCCGCUGCUCACACCUAUCAAAGCAAACAGAAAAACGGUGGUGUGUCCCAUCAUUGACAUCAUCAGCGCAGACACACUGGUAUACAGCCCCUCACCCAUUGUGCGAGGGGGAUUCAACUGGGGCUUGCACUUUAAAUGGGACCCUGUGCCCAUGUCUGAACUCAACAGUCCCGAUGGAGCUAUCAGAUCUCCCACUAUGGCGGGUGGGCUGUUUGCCAUGGACAGGAACUACUUUUACGAGCUCGGUCAGUACGAUCGUGGCAUGGACAUCUGGGGAGGAGAGAACUUGGAAAUCUCUUUUCGGAUCUGGAUGUGUGGGGGUCAGUUGCUGAUCAUGCCGUGUUCCAGGGUCGGGCACAUCUUCCGCAAACGCCGGCCAUACGGGUCACCCGGAGGUCAGGACACAAUGGCACACAACUCCCUGCGUCUGGCCCAUGUCUGGAUGGAUGAAUAUAAGGAACAGUACUUUGCCUUGCGUCCUGAGCUGAGGAAUCGUGACUGUGGAGAUAUCAGUGAGCGAGUCGCCAUUCGUAAACGGCUGCAGUGUCACUCCUUUAAAUGGUACCUUGAAAACAUCUACCCUGAGAUGCAGGUGUCCUCCCCACACAAGCCCCAGCAGCCUGUUUUUAUCAACAAGGGCUUGAAGAGACCCAAAGUCCUGCAGCGGGGUCGGCUGCGUAAUAUGCUGGCUGAAAAGUGUCUGGUGGCACAGGGGCGUCCCAGCCAGAAGGGCGGCGCUGUGGUGGUGAGAAACUGUGACACGCAGGACCCUGAGCAGGAGUGGUCCUAUGAUGAGGAGCAUGAGUUGAUUCUAGCAGGUCUGUUGUGUUUGGACAUGUCUGAGAUUCGUUCCUCUGACCCGCCGCGACUCAUGAAGUGUCACGGAUCAGGUGGAUCUCAGCAGUGGACACUGGGGGUUACAACCUCAGUAAUGCAGUUGGGUGCGCAGGAGUGGUUGAUGUACCUGGUGGAUGAAAGGAACAAAACUAUAGACCUGAACACACUCAAUGCAAGAAUGUGAGUGCAAAUGCUUCUAGCUACACAAACUCUUUUCUGUACCAUUUCUAUGCGAAGCUCAUACCACAAUUCAUAACAUAAUGCAUUUUCAGCAUUGCUGCAAGGAUGCUUUAGCGGAAAUUAGUGUACCAUAUUUUACGGAAUAUAGGUUGCAUUUUUUUUUCAUCAUUUGAAAGGUCCUGAAAUUUAUAAUACAAUGUGACAUAUACAUAAUUUAUACAUAAUUGAUGUUAGCUGGUUAAACACACACAUACCAAACAAAUACAGUAAACUUGCACACAAACAUAUGAAAACAUCAGUACUAGAGUGGGUAAAGGAGUUUUUAAGUAGCCUAUUCUACAGAAUUUUGCCUUUACAAAGAACUUUAUGGAACCAAAUUAGAUAUUCUGUAUAGGGGUGGGCAGGCUAGUUAUCAUACCCACAGGUCCUCAUAUAGGGGACACCCUAAUCAACUAUGAAGACAAUACAAGAAACAGCCCAGUGGUCCUCCGAGGUGGGAUGGAUGAUGGGCCAAUUAGGACGGACUCUACGGAUAUGACUGGAAUGGCCAUAACAAAUGACCUAAGGAAAUGCAUUUGCAGAUGGAUGAGUAACAAUUUACAUGAGUCUGCGAAUUCAUCAAGGAAGGAUGAAAUGUGGCAGGAAAAGCUAGACACAAACUUGCACUGCAGCUGCAGAUAAGACAAGAAAUAUACAGAGUCUGGUUGAACAGCAAAACACUGUGGAGGUAUUGAAGGCAUUGUGGGAUGGCAUAAGGGCUAGGUUAACAGUUGAGGAUGGCAGAGAGAUUUUUCGGUGAAGGAGGAAGGAGCAUGAAAGUGUGAAUUUCACCAAGGUUCCUUUUAUGUUUGCCAGAAAGCUUUUGGAAGAGAAGAAGAGUGGAAAGCUAAUGAUGGCAAUGCAAUAACUAUAAGACCACUUGAAACAACAGCUUGGUGAUCCCCAGAUACACAGCCCACUCAGCUCCCCCCGGAUAUGUCCCACGGGCAGCAGUCUCAUUAGUGGGAUUUGAUGUAGCUCCACCCAAAUUGAGUGAGAUUAGGCAGGUGGUAGAAAAAGACAGGGUAACCUCAACCCCGGGUCUGAAUGGGAUACCAUGUAGGUUGGAUAAGACGUGUUAUGGAAACUACUUUCAGUGGCAAGGAUGGACACCAAGGCCAACAGUUACACCAGGAAGUGGCUUGGCUUGCCACGUUGUUUUUCAGAUGCAGCAUUGUUUGGAAGAAAUUACUUAUAUUUGCCACUGAAUCCAUCACCCUGGGCUACAAGCAGUAAAAGACCAGGUUAUUCUUAGAACUAAGUGAAUUGACAGACCAGGCUGUGAGGGCUAGUCAAGCCCAGGUUUGAAUAAGCUACACUUGGAAGGCAGAGGAGGUUGGUAACAGGGUAGUUUCAAGACUGAAGCAAUAAGAGAUUGUUUGAAGAACCCAAUAUUAGUGUACCUUAUUUUCCAGAAUAAAAAUCAUGUUUUUUUUUCAUCAUCUGAAAGGUCCUGCAAUUUAUAAUCCAAUGCGGCAUAUACAUAAUUUAUACAUAACUGAUGUUAGUUGGUUAAACACACACAUACUAAAAGACAUACAGUAAACUUACACACAAACAUAUGAAAGCAUCAGUAAUAGAGUGGGUAAAAGCGUUUUAAAGUAAAUUAUUAGAGCAGUAAGCCAGGGAGGGUACAUCUGAUAGAGUUUUAGGAUGGGUUGACCUGUGGAAGGUACCCCAGGCCAGACAAAAUUCUAAUAAGAUCCCCCUAUGAUACUCAUCCAAGCCCUUGAAAUUUGUCUCUGUGUUUUGGCAAAGAGGAGAGUUGUCCCCUCUGCUGCACGGCAUGAUCAGGUCCUGCGAAAGUUGGCAGAAAUCCUAGAAGUGUGUAAAGGCAAACAAAGGCCACCAUGCUCCUCAGAGGAUGUUCACUGAGUUUGUUAAAAGGGGAAGUGGCACAAGGCACUGCACAGAGGGAAGCAAGAUCAAUCCGGACACUUGGUCAAUGGUGGUCGACCUUGGCCAGCAACUGAAAUUUCCUUCUGAGGUCACCAUAACCUCCUUUAGACCAUAGUUUUAUGGUUGGUGUUAGCAAGGAAAGUCAUUGAUUGAGCUGAAAGUUGCAUGGAAGGAGGGACAGGAGGGAGCCUAUGAGAGAAAGAAACUAAAAUAUGCUGAUCUAGCUGCAGAGUGCAGGGAAAAUGGAUGGAGGACUGCCACUUACCCUGUGGAGAUCAGGUGUCGAGGAUUUAUGGGAAGAUCAAUGCAGCAUCUAUUGAAAGACACUGGUAUCAUUGGAUCAGCACAGAGGAAGUCUCUGAAGACAAUGGCAGGGUAAGAUAAGAAAGGGAGCUUCUGGCUAUGGUUAAGAAGGAUUAAAAGUGUUGUGUGCAGAGGUGAUAAAGUAGGAAUAUGGAACAUUUGUGAUAUGUGGUGAUGUAGCAUGUAGAAGAGGUGGGGAGGAAUUAUUCACACUGAUGCACUCUGUCCUUUUCAGGGGGUUUCUGGAGAGAGAUUGAGUGGGAAAGCGAAACCAUGCCAAGCUAGGCAUUGGUGGGGCAGCUGACACAGUCUUGCAGCUUAACUAUUAUGUCAAUCUCCUCCUUAAUCUGUUGGGGGAUUGGUUGAAGGGUAGGCAUUGGAGGGUGGUAGGCGUUGUCUGAUAGCUUGUCAGAGAAGAGCCCUUGGACACUUGUGGGGAGGAUUGAACUGUAAAGGAAAAAGGUCUUGAUGGGGAUGUGAAAACUAGAAGCAAUGGAUAGCAUCCAGUGUCCAGCUGUGGGGGGUGGCUGGGAGACGUCCCUAACCACUGCCCCACCACAAGGAGAUAAUCCAGAAAUAAUGUUGCUAAACAUCUGUGAUGGGAGGCUCCCGGCUGAUGACCCUGUAGCUGGAUGGCUGAAGGUAGAGGUGCAACAGGCAAUAAUACCCAGCAAGUUUAAAUAUUUACCUGUGCAUCUGAUUCUGUCCCAUCAUAACACUGUUAUGAUGGGACACAAAAUCUAAACCACUGUCCAACACAACUUCUCACAUGCCCACAAAAUGACGUUUCCUCACACUUAGUACAAACAUUCAGUCAGUGAACUGUACAAUUAGAGCAUGCAAACAGAGCUGCAAAUCUCAGAAAUAACUAUGAUCAACUGUUGCUAAAGUUAAUGUAUGGAAUACUACAGGUAGAUUGAUUUACUCACAGUCUAAAAGCUGUUUAUUUGGAUAGAGCAUAGAUUUAUAUAUGUUAGAAACAGAUGUGGCCUAUUUAACAUAUAAACAGAUAAUGAAAAACUGUUUCCGACGAUUACAUAAAGCUAUUCUUCCCAUUAAAACCAGGAUAAAUACUGUGUGAUAUGACACAUAGAUCCUGAGGUCAUCUUCACAGACCGUGCCUGACAUGUUGAGCGGCAUAAAUUAAAGUUGGGUGGCUGCUCCCACGGUUCCUAGUGCCUGCCGUAUGCAACCACUGUCAGUGUGACUUUUUCAGAGAUACAACUUGUCAGUGUUUUUUUUUUUCUCUUAAAGCAAUUUUGAUCAGGUGUGAUUUAUAUUUGAUAUAUUUCUAUUUAUUCUUUUUUUUUUCUUAAUUGGUUUUAUAAUGACUUUUUAUCUACCCUGAAUGUUCUUUUUCAUUCUUAUGUAAAGCACUUUGAAUUUCCAUUGUUUAUGACAUUUUAAUAUAAAAAAAUUUGCCUUGCCUUAUAUUUAGGUGUGACUUUUUUCCUGAAAAUUCAGUAAAUUGACUUAUAUUAAGUUUUCUCUUUCAGGACAUCUACUGUCAUAGCUGAACAAUAGUUUGAAGAAAAUCACUUUAACUGAACUGAACUCACAUUAACUGAACAAGUAAUUUAAGUUACUUUUAAUUAGACAUUUUUUUUAGCUAGCUACAUGAAUAAAAACACAUUGGUUUAAUGCCACAGACAUUUGAAGAUAACUAUCCCCCCCUCUAUUGUACUGAGGUUUAAGAAUUUCACAUUUGUGUAUAUGCAAUAAAGUUGCUUUUUGUAUCUAAAGCUUACAAUGUUGGUAUGUUAAUAACAAAUAAAAAGUUA